This is a messenger RNA of Opisthorchis viverrini, 1452 nucleotides long. RefSeq lists its product as hypothetical. Gene Ontology annotation, cellular component: P-body. Gene Ontology annotation, molecular function: mRNA binding. The record is from RefSeq and is a predicted model, not a curated record. NCBI's taxonomy places the organism in Eukaryota, Metazoa, Platyhelminthes, Trematoda, Opisthorchiida, Opisthorchiidae. The transcript is spliced from 7 exons. The coding region runs from base 1 to 1452 and encodes 483 amino acids. Gene Ontology annotation, biological process: cytoplasmic stress granule assembly; P-body assembly.
AUGAAGGUUUCCUGCACUCAGUGGAUUGCGAUACUCCUAAUGAACCCAUCAUCACGCUUUCUAAAGAUUGUAGUCUGGUCAUUUGGUACUGAGGACAGGCCUUGUGAGCGCCCAGUAGCUCCCAGAAAUGAAGAAUAUAAUCAAGUCGUUUUUCGUGGCCGGGAUUUGGAAGACGUGCGCCUCGUGCAGUCAUCUGUGUUUCUGAAUGAAGAUUCUGCUAUUGUUAGCGCGGCGCCUGGGACAAGUAUUUCCAACAUACCAGGCUCGGCUUCUGCUGAUAAGCGUGAAGAUAAUAGAACUCUCGAUCUUGGACCGAACGUCAAUAACGAGGGUUCCACCACCGGUUCUUCACAGCAUCUGUCAUUAAGUGGUCUCGGUCAUAGUUCUGCUAGACCUGCGAUGUCGGCGUUCCAAUUACCCGCUGUAGGCUCUCGUCCUGGGCCCAUAGGAACCCAGCAAGCGGAUCCACCCCAUCACCCGGAUUCGAGAGGUCCCCGACCUUUCGGUGAUGGCCGUAGUGAGGGUGACACGGGAAUCUUGGCAACUAUGAAAAAAUUGGAGUCUUCUGGGAGAACAUUCACUGGUGGCUCGAUCGAUGACCCAGGUACGGAAAGGACAGUGCUUGGAUCUAGUCCUCGCACUGACAGUUCACGUGGAUGGUCGCAGCGUGAUCCUCACGCUCGUGGAGCUCCUGGAUUUCAUCGUGGUGCGUUGAUAUCACACCCGGUUGGAGGUUUCUCUCCUGUCUCUGAUAACUUUCAACGCAAACGAGGUGGCCCUCCGAAUCAGUGGCCGAACGCUCAGAGGGGACUUAGGUUUUCUCAACCUGGUUACCUUCGUAGGGGCUCUCGUGCCGGAGGAACUUUUGGAUGGUCACGUCCGCAUUCGGGCAUCCCGCCUACAGCUGCCGAGCAAGCCAAUUUUUCUGGUGAGUACGACUAUGAAAAAGCUAAUGCCGAACUUGCCGCUGAGCUGGAGAAGAUUAAUAUUUCCGUACCAAAAUCUUCGUCAUCUGUGGAUGGUGAUGCUAGUAAAAGCGAUGAAGUCGGAGGUUCUGUCGCCAGCGAAGAUGGUCCUUGUUACGACAAGACGAAGUCUUUCUUCGAUACGCUAAGUUCCGAAAUGAUGGACAAAGCGAAUGGCGUCAAUCCCCAAGGGCUAAACCGGCGCGACGAACGCCUUCUCAACUCAGCAACUUUCGGAACAGUGCCACCUCAAUUUGUCAGACGGGGAGGUUAUCAUGCACCACGAGCGACCAGUGGAUAUGGUGGCUACUCGUACGGUCAGCGCAGGACUAAUGGUGGUGGUGGUACUCCAUACCAUGUGGGUCUUCCUAGUACAAUGUGGUGUGUGGACAUAUAUAUCGGUCGGGCGGCUGAUCUCCCAGUCCGUUUCGUUGCUUCUCUAUUUCCGUCUGCUCCUUUACCCCUCUUGAACCUUCCUGCGUCCUAG